AUGAGUUACGGCGCGCCCCAUGCCCCCGGCGGCGGCGCAUCCUCAGAUCCGGCUGCAGCCCUCCGGGGCGCCUCCCUGGCCUUCAGCAAGAAGAAGCCGCCCGCGCCCCCUCCCCCCUCGAAGGGCAGCAAUGGCGCCCUCGCCGCCGCCACGCUGAGCUCCCAGAGCACGGGCGGGAGCGUCAACGGCCUGCCGGACAUGGACGCCGCCGCGGCGAGGAGCAUCGUCGCCGGGAGGAUGCAGCAGCUGGCAGCGGCGUCGGGCCAGCAACAGCACGGGAGCCAUCUCCAGACGCCGCCGAGGGUCGACCCGAAGAGCACGAGUUUCAUCGCCGCCACGCUGGCGGCGAGCCGCAAUGGGAGUCCGAGCCCGCCGAAGCCGGCCGCGGCGUCCCCGGUGGCGCCUAGGAGGAAGGCCAGCGUGGGCGCUAUGAGCUCCGUGAGUGGGCGGGGAGGAGGUGGUGGUGGUGGGGAUCCUGUCAAGAAGACGCCGGUGCGUGGGAAGCGCUCGGUGGAUGAGACUGUGGCUUUUCGCAGAGAACCACCAGUUGAUGAAGGUGUGGUUCCGAGGGCGGCGGAGAAGCGGCCGCUCAAGACGGAACCACAGAGCCAGGCCACUCCUCCGCGGCUUGACAAUUUGAUGUCCAAGGAUAGGACCGAUACGAGGGAGCCAGAUCUCGGGACGAGCCCUUCUGCUCAACGACAGAGGCAGCGGGCUGCACAGGCUAUUGGUGCCGUUGAACUAAGCAGGCCAGAGGCGAAAGCGAGCCGUUCUCCUCCGCGGUUGAAAAACCUUGUCUCUCAGAAUACCAGUGAUAGGAAGAGCCCUGAAGUGGAGGAGAGGCGUGCUUCGCCUGUGCAGACAGCAGUUCCCCGGAUCACCAACAAGUACAAUUCACCACAAUCGAGCAAUCCGCCUCAGUUCAGCCCUCUGACGCCGCCACCGCAGUCAGCUGGGAUCAGUCCGCUCCAGCCAGGGGCUGUGAAGCCUCCGCUGAAGCCCAAGAGAGCUCCAGCACAGACUGCGAGGCCACCAACACCACCAGAAUCUCGGACCUCUGCCCCUCCUCCCAAGCCAAAACCGUCGGUUGACAAACCAGCCGCCGGAGUCUCAUCCAAGCAACGAUCGGACCAGGCGGUGCCUCUUGGCGAGGACGCUGCCCCAGUAUCUAAGCCAGUUGCGAAAUCUUCGGCUCCCCCAACACCACCAAAACCAAGAAAACCCCAAUCUACAAGUAAUUUGAAGCAAAAUCAGGCGCCCGAAGACCAAAGAAGGGCCGUUCCCAACAAGCCCAAAGGAGAUCGCGGCCAGGCACCCGCACCACCAAAGCCCCGGGGAAGCUCCAAGCCGUUAACCAAGGUCUCUUCGAAUCGUGAUACAGACAGCCCGGAGCCGAUUGGGCUGCAACGUACAAAAACAACUGAUACAAUGGAUUCAGCAAACGAUGUGUUCGUCUCCGCCCCAACCUCGCCUGAGCUUGCUAAAACUGCCCCGGCCUUCCCACCCCGCCAUCGGAAAACGGCGAGCGGGCCACCAUCACCAACCAGAGACGUGCAGCGGCAACGCUCAACUACCGUGUCCUCGACCAACAAGAACCAAGCCCUGGAUUCCUUGACGAGCGCUAUCAUGGCUGGGUCUUUGGCCGCUGCUCGUUUAACGCCGCAUAGCACUGGAACCUCGUUGCCCCCUCCCGUGACGCCCAUACGGCAGAAAUCACCGCGCCUUCGCCAGACGAUGCGAGGCCCUGUCGACUCAUCUGAUGAGGAGGAGGAUCGACAUAAGAAGAACCACCGGCCGAAGCUGCGAAGCGGGAAGCACGCCCAUCAUGAGGGCUCCCGCAGGAGGUGGCGAGAUGAGGUCACGCCCAGGGAGCGCAAGCGUUACGAAGCCGUGUGGGCGUCCAACCGUGGCAUCCACCUGCCCCAUGCCGCUUCGCCCUCGGCGUCCAGCCUCAGCAGCAGCGGUAGGGACAACCUCAAGGACUUUUCGCACUCGGUGGCCAACGUCGUAGUGAGGGAGGUCUGGAAGCGAUCGCGGCUCCCCGAGGAUGAGCUUAUCGAGGUGUGGGAUCUCGUCGACCGUGAUAAGAGAGGCGUGCUGAGCAGGCAGGAGUUUGUGGUCGGGAUGUGGCUGAUAGACCAGCGCCUCAAGGGGAGGAAGAUCCCGACCAAGGUCAGCGAGAGUGUGUGGGGGAGUGCCAGUGGGAAUGGGUUGAUGGUCAUCAAGCCAAAGGCGAAGUAG
Messenger RNA from Clonostachys byssicola, 2241 nucleotides. Lineage: Eukaryota; Fungi; Ascomycota; Sordariomycetes; Hypocreales; Bionectriaceae. The record is from the annotation of a GenBank genome assembly.